Messenger RNA from Colletotrichum aenigma, 522 nucleotides. RefSeq lists its product as uncharacterized. The transcript is spliced from 2 exons. Bases 1 to 522 code for a protein of 173 amino acids. NCBI's taxonomy places the organism in Eukaryota, Fungi, Ascomycota, Sordariomycetes, Glomerellales, Glomerellaceae. The record is from RefSeq and is a predicted model, not a curated record.
AUGGGGUUUGAUCCACCAGCUCAGGACGGGGCUGGAAGAACUGCGCUGGGUUACUGCGCUGAGUAUGGCCAGUUUGAGCACGAGGUCUGCGCGGAAAUAAUUCUGAGCCAUGGGAAAGCAUUGGAAGCGUUGAAGUGUGUCUCAUGGUCUACGGAUGACGGGUGUACUCCGCUCUUGUUGGCAAUCGACAAAGGCCACGAAGAAAUGAUCUUUGGUUACUUGACACUCCUGGUACACGAGAGCCCAGAUUCUUGGAUGGGGAAUUUGCCCGACGUCAUCGAGCACAGCGACUCUAAGGCCGUAAAAGUACUGCUAGAUCGCGGGGCCAAGUACUCAUUUGAGCGCAUUGUACUUGCCGUCAGAAGAGGACAACUGGACGUCAAGAACCUGUUUUUGGAACUGGUACACAGCUAUGUGGCCGAGUUUCCAAAAAACACGAGAGAAUGGCUGUUGAAGCUGGCGGAGGAAGACGACCAGGACACCUUGCAAGCACUACCCGAUCACGGCGCCUCAGUUGUCUAG